Messenger RNA from Lodderomyces margitis, 855 nucleotides. RefSeq lists its product as uncharacterized. Gene Ontology annotation, biological process: apoptotic process; proteolysis. Lineage: Eukaryota; Fungi; Ascomycota; Pichiomycetes; Serinales; Debaryomycetaceae. Gene Ontology annotation, cellular component: trans-Golgi network. The coding region runs from base 1 to 855 and encodes 284 amino acids. Gene Ontology annotation, molecular function: serine-type carboxypeptidase activity. The record is from RefSeq and is a predicted model, not a curated record. The transcript is spliced from 3 exons.
AUGGUGUAUGUUGAUCAACCACCAAUGUACUUUGAGUUGUUUCCUGAAGAUCUCGAAAAUGAUAUCUACGUUGCUGGUGAAUCUUUUGGUGGGCAGUAUGUCCCUUAUGUCGCCCGUGCCAUACUUAAAAGAAAUGAAAACUUGACAAAAGUGGACGAUGAGUAUAAGCUAAAGGGGAUUAUGAUUGGCAAUGGAUUGGUGUCGCCAAACGAACAAUUUCUAUCCCUCAUUGAUUAUUUUAAAGACCACUCCUUGAUUGAUGACUCGAACCCUAAUUGGGCUAACAUAAAUAAAGCUCAAAGUGUUUGUCAGGAAAUAGUUGACGGAGAGGAGACUAGUUUAAAUGAAAACAAGGCCCAAGUCUGUACCUCCCUUUUGGGCCUCUUCUUGAAUGCCACCAGAGACGAGUCAGCUCCAGCCGACCAACAAUACCUCAAUAUAUACGACUACAAAUUGCACGACGCUUUUCCAACUUGUGGAUUUUCUUAUCCUCCAUUAACGGAAGCCAACAAGUUUCUUAAUCGUUGGGAAGUACAAGCAGAUCUCAAUGUUGAGCGUCCUGUAAACUAUACUGUUUGCAAUACAGUUGUCCAAAAAACAUUCACAGCUCCCAACUCACCACCCGACAAAAACAAUUUUGCGGGUAUAAUAUCAACAACAGGACUGAUUGGAGUAGUUGAGGAAGAAAAAGCUGGAUGGGUACUUCAAGACAGAAAUUUGACUUUUAUCAAUAUUUUCAACGCCAGUCACUAUGUUCCAUACAGCCAGCCAACAAUGGCCAAAUAUUUGCUUGACUUUAUUACAAGUGAAACUACAGAAGACAUCGAAGGUUUCAUUAGUCUGUCAGAUGAAUAA